This is a messenger RNA of Musa acuminata AAA Group (dessert banana), 2437 nucleotides long. RefSeq names its product autophagy-related protein 13b. NCBI's taxonomy places the organism in Eukaryota, Viridiplantae, Streptophyta, Magnoliopsida, Zingiberales, Musaceae. The coding region runs from base 286 to 2166 and encodes 626 amino acids. Gene Ontology annotation, biological process: piecemeal microautophagy of the nucleus; protein localization to phagophore assembly site; autophagosome assembly. The transcript has 5 exons. The record is from RefSeq and is a predicted model, not a curated record. Gene Ontology annotation, cellular component: Atg1/ULK1 kinase complex; phagophore assembly site; cytosol.
CCGUGCACCGCCUCGGGUCCAUCCGUAAAUUCGUUGAAGUUACGGAGUAUAUACGUGAGCGUCUCCAUGCCCGUGCGCGUCGGAGAGUUCUCCGCACGAUGCCGUCGAUCUAGGGUUUUUCGAUAUCGGUAGUGGGAGAUUAAAGGUCAAAGGGGAGGAUUUUUUGGAACCCUAACAAUCCAACUCGAAACGGUUUCGGGAUUUAAGUCGAGUCAAAUAUCGAUUCCAGAGGAUUUCUAUCUUUAGUGGAGAUUUCCAGGACUUACUCGGAAUUUGUGGAUUGAAAUGGCCACUUCACCAAGCCAUUCCUCCCCAGAAUCUGCUAUCAUUGAGCAAGUGAUCACAGAAUUCUUUGCAAAGAGCCUUCACAUUAUACUCGAGUCGAGAUCUCCGUAUGUUUCCUCCCGUAACUAUACCGUGGAUCAAUUUAUGUCGUCUCCUUCCUCCUCAUGCUCCUCGUCAAGCAGCAUGCCAAGGGAUAAGUGGUUCAACCUGGCAUUACGGGACUGCCCUGCAGCUCUUGAGAAUUUUGACAUCUGGCGGAAGAGCAAUCUCGAGCCCUUGGUCAUCGAUAUCAUCCUCAUCCGUAGGGCAUUGGUCCCGGAUGUGGCCCUUCCUCUUGGUGGAUGCCUAUUGCGGAAUUUCUCUGGGAAUUCUGAUCUUGCUCUGGAGCCUAAAUCUUGGAAGAUUGUUGAGAGGUGGAUUGUGCAGUACGAAAGGCAUAAGAGCAGCAGUAGCAAGAAUCAUAAGGAUACACGUAAAUGUGGUACGAAAAAUAAUGGGGGUUCUUCCUGCUCUUCCGAAACAGCAUUCUACAAGAAAACGUAUAAGAGAUAUAUCAUUCUGUUUCGCUCUUUGUAUGUAUUUAUUAGGCUUCUACCUACGUACAAGCUUUUCCAUGAGCUCAAUUCCUCGGGCCAAAUCUGUCCGCUUAGUCUGUCUCACAGAAUAUCUUCUUCCAUUCAACCUUUCACUCAGGAGGAUGAGGCCAAGAUGAACCAAUUUACUUUUGUGCCAAUUGACACUCCUCGAGGUAGGCUGAGUUUGUCUGUGCAGUACCUUCGUACAUUGGAAGAUAUUAGAUCCGAACCUUCUGCUCCUUUGUCUCUGCAAUUUAUAUUGGAUUAUAUUGGUAGUCCAACCACUGAUUCUUUUAGAAGGCUGAAGUCUCUUCCUUCAGCACAAUCAUCUCCUGCAUUAGUUUCAUUUACCAGACAGCACAGUUGGAGCAAUGACCAUGGGGCUUUAGCUUCGGUACCUCUUUGUCCAUCAGUUGCAUGCUCCGAAGCUUGUGGCAUCCGUUGUAAUCCAAGCCUGUGUCUUCCUCCUCUUACUCAUCGUAAUGAUCAUUCUCCACCAGUAAUCUCAGAACCACAGAAUGCAGCUGUGACCCAUAAAAACAAUAUGAGUUUUGAUGAGUUUUGGCCUUCUCCAUUUUCACCGACAUCAUCUCCUUCUUCACCAGCCCAUUUGCCUGGUCAACGUUCACCAAAUGCUCUCCAGUCUGGGAGUUCUCAGAUUGAUAUUGCCAAAGCACACCCUAUCACUGCAUCUCAAACAAAGGCAUGUUCCUCUGAAGGUAAGCUACAAAUAAAGAUGGAUACAUUAAGAUACGGGAACUAUCAGACUGGCCUGACCCUUGUCAAGGGAUUUCCAUCUGGUAAAGAUGACACUGAAAAGUUAGCUGAACUUCCAAGCAGUUCAACACAAGGUCCACUCUCUAGGAGCUUUAGUGGAUCGUCUCUCUUGGAUAAGUUCGAUGAUUCUGGGUUUGCUUGCCCAUUUGCUGAUUAUAAAGAUGUAACAGAAUCAUGCAACAGGAGGUCUCCAGAUGCUGUCGUUGGUGCUGUUGUACAAAUGUUAAUGACUGCAGCACCUCUUCGGCAAGAUCUCUCCAAUUUGUGCAGACCCCCUCAAGUCUUCAUGGAUGAAUCCUUGAAUCCAUGUGUCCAACAUGAUCAAGCUAACACGGAACAAAGCGAGUGCCCUGCUUCUACUUCAGAAAUUUUAGCUUCAGUGCUCUUGAAGUCGAAGACUGCAGCAGAGGGAUUAGAGGAGCUGAGAAGGUACAAGGAGAUGAAAGAAUCAAUACUUAAGCAAGGUGCAUCUCGGUCAUCAGAUGUUGACAGUGGACCAAAGUCUGCAGGCAAUAAUGACCAAUCAUAGCACUGGUUGCACUGAUCUCCGUGAACAUUUGUAUAGAAUGUCGUUGGCUCAAAGAAACUGAAUCUAAAUAUACUGAUUUAGAUUUGUCUAUAACUUUUUAGGUUUAAGUAUACAUAUAUAGUGGAGUCCAUAAGAGGGCUACUCUCACUUGUGCAUCCUAUGUGCAGUUUUAUGACUGCCUAUGUGCUGAUACUAACUGAGGUUUAAGAAUUUGUGGCUAACUUGAAGACUUGUGAAGUUAUGUUUGUCACCUUAUUUGUCGAUGCACUCA